Messenger RNA from Lagenorhynchus albirostris (white-beaked dolphin), 1974 nucleotides. It is a transcript of the gene EIF3J, whose product is annotated as eukaryotic translation initiation factor 3 subunit J. The record is from RefSeq and is a predicted model, not a curated record. Gene Ontology annotation, molecular function: translation initiation factor activity. Lineage: Eukaryota; Metazoa; Chordata; Mammalia; Artiodactyla; Delphinidae. The transcript has 10 exons. The coding region runs from base 125 to 1036 and encodes 303 amino acids. Gene Ontology annotation, cellular component: cytoplasm; eukaryotic translation initiation factor 3 complex.
CGUUCAGUCAGCCAAGGUCCCAGAGUGCCCUGCGGCGGUCAACGAGAGCAGAUCCAGUGACUCACAUCCGCCGCGCUAACUCUUUGCUCGCUCUCUACUUGCACACGCUUACACCCGGCUCGAGAUGGCGGCGGCAGCGGCGGGGGACUCCGACUCCUGGGACGCGGACACGUUCUCCGUGGAAGACCCGGUGCGGAAGGUGGGGGGCGGCGGCACCGCCGGCGGGGACCGCUGGGAAGGCGAGGACGAGGACGAGGACGUCAAGGAUAACUGGGAUGAUGAUGAUGAUGAUGAAAAAAAAGAAGAAGCAGAAGUAAAACCAGAAGUAAAAAUUUCAGAAAAGAAAAAAACAGCAGAGAAGAUAAAAGAGAAAGAACGGCAGCAGAAGAAAAGGCAAGAAGAAAUUAAAAAGAGGUUAGAAGAACCUGAAGAACCUAAAGUGCUAACACCAGACGAACAAUUAGCAGAUAAACUGCGGCUAAAGAAAUUACAGGAAGAGGCAGACCUCGAAUUAGCGAAAGAAACUUUUGGUGUUAAUAAUACAGUUUAUGGAAUAGAUGAUAUGAACCCAUCUUCAAGGGAUGACUUCACAGAGUUUGGUGUUAAUAAUACAGUUUAUGGAAUAGAUGAUAUGAACCCAUCUUCAAGGGAUGACUUCACAGAGUUUGGUGUUAAUAAUACAGUUUAUGGAAUAGAUGCUAUGAACCCAUCUUCAAGGGAUGACUUCACAGAGUUUGGAAAGUUACUAAAAGAUAAAAUUACACAAUAUGAAAAAUCACUAUAUUAUGCCAGUUUUUUGGAAGCCUUAGUUCGAGAUGUGUGUAUUUCAUUGGAAAUUGAUGACUUGAAAAAGAUUACCAAUUCAUUGACUGUACUUUGCAGUGAAAAACAAAAGCAAGAAAAGCAAAGCAAAGCCAAAAAGAAGAAGAAAGGUGUGGUUCCCGGAGGGGGAUUAAAGGCUACCAUGAAAGAUGAUCUGGCAGAUUAUGGUGGUUAUGAUGGAGGAUAUGUACAAGAUUUUGAAGACUUCAUGUGACGUUUUAUCUUCUCCUGGUGUCUUCUUUCUGUUGCCCACAAUCCCUUCAACAUGUAGCACAACUUCCUUUCCUUUCAGUUCUGCCAAAUGCUACAAUCAGAAGUGCAGUAUCUUUUGUGCUGGUUAUUAACCCCUUGACACUUAGGUGCUAAUGUGCAAAUGAGGGAACUUGGAUCUUGCUGCCAAGGGGUUAAAAUUGGGAACCUCCAUUGCUACUAAAUCAUAGUUUAAAAAACAGACCUAAUAAUGUUGUUGCUAUCUGAUUCCAUAGCAGCAGUCACUAAAUUGGAAACAAAGGUUGCAACAUGACAAAAAAUUGUGUAGUAUUUACCAGCACCAUUCAGUAAUACAGCCUUAACCAUACCUCCUUGAACUACUUCAUAACUUGUCAAGAAAAGCAGUCUGCUGCAAGGGCAUGUGGUGUGCACCUAGUAUUAAAGUUGCUUUGUCUUAAAAUUGAGCGUGAGGAUAUUAAAAAUACAUUGUGAAGAAGACUGCUUAUCUCAGAGUGAAGAUACGGCGGCUGAAAAGCACUAGUUUGAUACUUAAAAAUUAAAUGACCAAAACCCUCCAACUUGGAAGCUGAAGAAGGUAAACCUCUCCAUUAUUGCACUACCAAGUUGUGGAAUCUCUUGAAUGCUAGACUGUCUAGUUUCUAUUUAUCAGACUAUUCUACUGCUGGAGUGCUUCAGAUGGGGGAGGGAAACUCCUUACCUAUUUUAUUUGUCUGAUUUAAGUGUCUGAGAAACAAAUCUCCUUUGUUCUCUGAGGCUGCAGUGGAUCAGCUUUAACAGGGUUUUGGCAUUUCCUUUCCUUUAUAAAACGUGUUUAGCAAACUGCGCCACUUAACUACAGUUUGGUAAAUUGUUAUGUUAACAAUUAUGACAUCUGCAAUGUUUUAUAAAGCAACUAAUUUAAUAAAGUCACUAUUGUGAGGA